Molecule: messenger RNA, 1149 nt
Organism: Drosophila bipectinata
Lineage: Eukaryota; Metazoa; Arthropoda; Insecta; Diptera; Drosophilidae
Gene: IntS12
Product: Integrator 12
Biological process (GO): snRNA 3'-end processing
Cellular component (GO): integrator complex
Source: RefSeq, a predicted model, not a curated record
GAAAGACUUCAAAAAUAACUUGUUUUUUUAAUUCAUAACAUUUUUGUUAACUAAAAUUAACAGAUUUUCCUGUUUACCAUGGCUGCUAAUAUAGCUGCAGUGGCUACCGCUGCCCAGGAGGUGGAUCCUGUACUCAAAAAGGCUAUCAAGUUGCUGCACUCCAGCAAUCCCACAUCGGCAUCUGAGUUGCGUUUGCUCUUGGAUGAGGCUUUUAAGGCACGAUAUGGCCCAGAGAAGAAUCUGACCAACAACAUGUCCCAGCGCAUGAAGGACGACGAGGCUGUUUUCCCGGGCAGAGCUGCCACUCCGCCGCAACCCAUCAACACGGAUGAAAUCAUAAAUUUGACAAACUCUCCGGAUAAGGAGCCCUCCGAUUCGGUGGACACCAUCGCCGACUCCGAUGAUGGCCUAAGUGCAGCGGGAAUAGUUAAUACAGGCGACACGGGAGACUUUGGCGACCUGAACUGUUGCGUUUGCGGAGAAAUGGUGUUCACGGCCACUAACCGGUUGAUCGAGUGCUCCAAGUGUGGCACCAUGUACCAUCAGGAGUGCCACAAGCCGCCAAUUACCAAGGAGGAGGCAGCCGACGAUCAGGAGCAAACCUGGCAAUGUGACAAUUGUUGCAACAAACCCAGUGGCAGCAGUCGGGCAGCUUCAUCGACUGCAGCGGUGACACCUACGGUCUUUAUCGCCGACGAACCCCUGGGCUCCAUGCCACUCACCAGCAAAACCAAGUCCUCGGUGGCAUCUUCCCGUUCAUCCACUUCGUCCAAUUCCUCGUCGCCAUUCUACAGACCAGAACCCAGCAGCUCAACCAAUGCCAGCAGCAGUAGCAGCAGCAAACAUGGUCACAAGUCAUCAUCCUCAUCCUCGUCCAAGUCCCACAAAGAAGACCGCCCUAGCAAGUCCUCAGGAACGCUAAGCGGGAUUGGAAGUGUAGAUAAGCACAGCGGCAGCGGAACCUCCUCCUCGCGUCGCAGUUCCAGUGCCAAGUCAAGUUCCAAGAGCAGCUCGUCCAAGCACCACGAAAGUGGCGGAAGCAAACGCAGGUCGAAACAAUAAAAGAUUUAGGAUUUAAGAUUUACGUAAAAAAAAGCAGUGAAAGCUUUUUAUUUUUCUAAACAAAAUAUUUUCUGAAAAAUUUAACUU